AUGGAUACUUUUGAAACUGCCAACAUUUUUCCAUUUGUUAUUAGUACUAAAUGUAAAAGCACCAUUUUCAAGACCAUAAUUUUUCAAAUCUUCCAGAGUCUUGAUUACAUCUUCAUCCUUCUUUUUCAUCAACUUCUCUCUAAGGUUCUUAAGCUCCGUCUUAAUUGCUAUGACGGCUAUGUCGAUUUUGCCGGGUUCGCUAUUAAACGUCCCUUUUUGCAGAUCGUUAACCGCCAAUAUAAUCUUAUCAAGGCCACUAACACCGGUGAUCCAUGGAUAUUUGCCGUUCCCAAGUCCUCUUUUAAGAUCUUCGAGCAGCGUUUUCACACCUUUUUGGUUUUCAUCACCUUGCGUGAACGACGCAUUGUUCCCAUCAACCAAUUUCUUGAUCUCUUCAAGCUCUUUCUGAAUUUUGUCGAACGGAACGGUGAAGGUAUUGGUAUCUAUUUUACCAGUACCUCCUGGUGGAUCAAUGAUUUUAAGCUCUGCCAGACCCUGAUUCUUGAUGUUCCCGAUCGCCUGUGGAAGAUGGCCUUCAUCUGGCUUGCCGGUUAG
Babesia ovata is the source of this 555-nucleotide messenger RNA. Its product is annotated as latrophilin-3-like isoform X22, putative. The transcript has a single exon. The record is from RefSeq and is a predicted model, not a curated record. The coding region runs from base 1 to 555 and encodes 184 amino acids. Lineage: Eukaryota; Apicomplexa; Aconoidasida; Piroplasmida; Babesiidae.